Molecule: messenger RNA, 1005 nt
Organism: Hibiscus syriacus
Lineage: Eukaryota; Viridiplantae; Streptophyta; Magnoliopsida; Malvales; Malvaceae
Product: transcription factor bHLH60-like
Exons: 4
Coding region: 1-1005 (334 amino acids)
Biological process (GO): regulation of DNA-templated transcription
Cellular component (GO): nucleus
Molecular function (GO): DNA-binding transcription factor activity
Source: RefSeq, a predicted model, not a curated record
AUGGAGCCAAACGCAAGGACGAUGGAGACCAGAUAUAAUUUAACGGCGUUGAACGGGGAUGAAGUUACGAUGUUCAAAUCGCUCCAAUUCACCGACGAAAUCCACCGUUUGAUUUCGACUCCGCCAACUGAUAACGCCAGUUCCUUCACGGCUCUGCUUGAACUACCGUCUCCACAAGCAGUUGAGCUUCUUUACUCUCCUGAAUCAUCAAAUCUAAUCCCUACUUCGCCUCUGAACUUUGAAGAUUUCAAAGAUAACUUCCAUUUUCCUUCGAAUACUUGUUUGAUUGAACGAGAUACGAGGUUUUCUGCAGAAGUUAAUAACAACAAUGAGAGUGAGAAGAGUAAGUCGCCUGAGUCAAAAAACUUAAGCACGAAUCUUGAGAAGGCGAUAAAGAGUGAGCAGGCGGAGACCGAGUCAUCCCAGCCGUUGGCUUCCGAUCCAACGUUAGACAAGCAAAAUAUCAAGAGAAAUGAUGGAGAAAAUAAGGUUAAAGGGUCAACAAAGAAAAACAAAACUGCGGUGAAUGAGAGCUCAGAGAACGCCCAGAAGUUGCCUUACGUUCACGUGAGAGCACGCCGGGGAAAAGCAACAGAUAGCCAUAGCCAUAACUUUUUUUAUAUUAAUAUGAACAUUUAUUAUGGGGUGUACAUCGUUGUAGAUAGUGGUUACUGUGAAGGUUCUGCUGGUGUAGCUGAUGACGAACCGAAACCACCUGCUCUCCGUCUACGAGUCGAGAGACGAUGGGGUUAUGACAGUUUCUCGUUACUGUUGAACCACUCAAAGUCAGUUGGUUCUUCUGGUUCUUGUUUAGGCACUGCAAGGAAAGAAAAUGUAAGAAAACCUCAAGGGAGAAAGCCUUCACUUGUAAGACAAACCAAAGACAUACCCUCAACUGCAUCUUGUGCUGGUGAGAAAGCGAAUGAUAAUUGCCUCGUACAGAAGAAUCAGUAUUAUAUCAACUGUAUGGAAAAAAUUGUUAUUGAUGGUGUGUUUUGUUUGUAA